CCGGUCCCCGCCAUCCGCGAGGGUGGGCUCGGAGCAGGCCGCACCGGGAAGCAACCCCACUCCCACCCCGGAGGCCCCCUGCCCUUUCUCCCCCUUUACCCCCGGCCCAUGGUGCGAGGCUGGGAGCCGCAGCCCGGGCCGGACAGCGCAAUCUGUGAAGGGCACAAAUCUGGAAGCACCAUGCCUCCUAAUAAAGAGGCCAGCAGUCUUAAUAGCUCCCCUGCGGGGCUCAUCUGCCUCCCUCCAAUCUCUGAAGAGCUACAGCUUGUGUGGACCCAAGCAGCCCAGACCAGCGAGCUGGAUGGCAAUGAACAUUUGCUACAAACCUUCAGCUAUUUUCCCUACCCCAGUCUAGCAGACAUUGCCCUUCUCUGCCUACGGUAUGGGCUGCAGAUGGAGAAAGUCAAGACUUGGUUCAUGGCUCAGCGCCUUCGCUGUGGCAUUAGCUGGUCAUCUGAAGAAAUAGAAGAGACCCGCGCGCGAGUCGUCUAUCAUCGCGAUCAACUCCAUUUCAAAUCCCUUCUCUCAUUUACUCAUCAUGCAGGAAGGCCCCCAGAGGAGGUGCCGCCUCCACAAGUGCCACCACCAGAACCAACUGGUCUUGGAAUAGUGCCCCUGGCUCUUAGCGAGCCCACCCAGAAAGCAUUGAAGGUAGAGCCUGAGGAGUCCUCCGAGCCACUGAGUCACCAGAAAGCAAAGGAGCCCCCAAUGGCACCAGGAAGUGGGGCAGUCCCAUGCCAAUCAGAUUUUUGGCAGGAUCGUCAAAGCAGUGGCCUCUCUAAGAAACAGGCAGGCAGGGGUCCCAACCAGUCACAAAGUCUAGGUACUGCUUCCUGGAACCACUCCCCAUCUGUCCAGCAGCCACAUACUCGGGACAAGCCCCCACCAGUCUCAUUACUUGCCAGUAGGUGUAAACAGGAGUCAGCAACUAAAGUGACUCCUUCCUCUACCUCUUCCUCUUUCCAGGUACUGGCUAAUGGAGCUACUGCCACCUCUAAACCCCACCAGCCACUGGGCUGUAUCCCACAGCCACUGUCGCCCAGUGAACAGGCACUACCCCCACAUAUGGAGCCAGCCUGGCCGCAGGGGCUAAGGCAUAACUCUGUACCAGGUAGGGUUGGCCCUGCAGAGUACCUUUCCCCAGAUAUGCAACGCCAGCGAAAGACCAAGCGCAAAACCAAAGAGCAGCUGGCUAUCCUCAAAUCGUUUUUUUUACAGUGCCAGUGGGCACGGCGUGAGGAUUACCAUAAAUUAGAACAGAUCACUGGUUUACCCCGGCCUGAGAUUAUUCAGUGGUUUGGUGACACACGCUAUGCCUUGAAGCAUGGGCAACUAAAAUGGUUUCGGGACAAUGCAGUACCUGGUGCCCCUAGUUUUCAGGACCCAGCAAUUCCCACACCACCGCCUUCAACCCGCUCCUUGAAUGAAUGGGCUGAGACACGGCCUCUGCCAAACCCCCCACCCCCCCCAGACAUACGGCCCUUGGAGAGGUACUGGGCAGCCCAUCAGCAACUGCGGGAAAGUGAUGUCCCUCAGCUGAGUCAGGCGUCAAGGCUUAGCGCCCAGCAGGUACUGGAUUGGUUUGACUCUCGAUUACCUGAGCCAGCGGAGGUGGUGGUUUGUCUAGAUGAAGAUGAAGAAGAAGAGGAGGAAGAACUGCCGGAUGAUGAGGAGGAAGAGGAGGAGGAGGAUGACGAUGACGAGGAUGAUGUGAUCAUACAGGACUGAGUUGGGGGAAGGGGAGGGGGAGGCGUGUUACUAAAAUGAACCAAUUUAGUAACUUUAAACAAAGAAACCACAUUUUAAAAAAUUACCUUGUGGCAAAAAACUGAAAACCUUUGUGUUCUGGAGGUGGGGGGUUGGGGAUGUAGUGAGGGUGGACCAGGGAGGAUGGCCAUAGGGCUCAAAAUGAUGUGGGGAUGGGAUGGGCAGAAACCCAGGCCUCUAUCUUCAGUGAAGAGAGGACCACGGAUCUGCUCAAAACCAGGGACUGAGGAAAGGCUCCUGCUCUCCUAUCUGCUGCUCUCUUUGUUGGCGCACUACAGAGGCCUGCCCUUGGCCCUGUAAGAGGACUGGCAAAGAGGAGUAAAGAAUUUGGAUUCAGUGACUCCAGUGCAUCCCCAGUCCCACCAUUUCCCCUGGAAUAUAAGGCUGCUUUGUACCCCUUCUUUUCUCUGCUAGCUUACGUCCAUGCUAGGAAAUACAGCUAAGAAUCUGUGUCCCAGUCUCACCACAUAUUUCCUCUUCCUUACACCAAUUUGACAUUACAUGUUUUACCUGUGAGAUUAUUGAGUUGCCCACAGCAGAAUAUUUUCUGAUACUGGGACCACCUUGCCUUGUACCUUUUUAUCUGUUUCUGAAAUCCCCACUCUGUUCACUAUUUGUCUCAGGGUAAAUCUUCCCCACGGAGCUUGUGAAAAAGUUUAAUAAUUGGGUGGAGAAUAAUUUAGACUGGAUAUUUAUUGGAGGUGGGAAUUAAGGGAGAUGUCCUUUAAAGUGAAUUAGAUUACAGAGGGUAGAGGAGAGGGAAUGGUUUUUGCUGUUCAGAAGGACAGUACAGGUAGGUUCCAGGUUUGGUUUUACAAACCUGCCUAGCUUGACUGAUUUUUCAUUUUGGUGGUGUUUCAAUUUGUGUCCAAAAAAGGAACUUUUUCUUUCUUUGUGGUCCUCUCUCUACAGGAUCUAUCUUGGGGACAGAGGGACCAUGGUCUUUAACUGAAUUAUUGCUGCUUUAGAAUGGUUUGAUCAGUUGGGGUCAGAUACAAAGAUAUCAAUGGUUUAACCACUUAGAAAUAAAAGUGGAAGCUCCAAGUUACUAGAAUAAUAAAAAAUCCAAAAAUAAAAUUGUUUCUCUUGUCCACUUUGCCACUUCUAUGGUUUAGAGAUUAUUGGAACCAAAUCUGUUAACAUUCUAGUUCGGUACACUUUUUUUUUUUUUUGAGAAGGGCAGGAUAUCUUGAAGUAAAAGGAUAAAAAUGUUAAAAGGCAGUAGAUAAUUAUCAACAGGCUGUUUCCCAGCCAUCAGACAGUAAUAAUUAAAACUUCUGAGGCUUUAGCAGUGAGCAGUGACAAUUGAGUCAUUCUCGGAGGUAACUGCACCUGCUACAAUAUACAUAGGCUCCUUCCCAGAAGAAGGUGUCUAGAAAUGCCUUUAAAAAGAAAUUCAGAGUACCAGAAAGGGGUAAUGGGAUUCUCUAGUUCAGCUACAAGGUUUUCCCCAAGAUGUAAUUUACUUCUGGUCAGAUGUCUCUGCAUUUUCCCAGAAUUUCUGCUUAAGGCCCUGCCUGCCAAUGGGUCACCCAUUUAAUUGCUCAUGGCUACCCCUAUGUACCUAAAGAAGAAACAUUUGAUCUAAGUAGUGUUUGCCCAUUCCACCAAUCUAAAGCUUGUAAUGCCAACAGGUAGCUGCAAUAAAAGGGCAUCCUCUUUAUUAUCUAUGUACUUUUGUAAUCUGAAAGUCUAUCUCCAGCUGUUCAAACAGAAAGGAAAAUAAACAUUUAAUAAUAAGUAGGCACAAGAAACAAUAGGCAAGUAGAGAAAGUAUUAUAAAUUAGAACAAGAAACAAGAGUUGUUGCUUAUUAACAUUGGCAAUAUAGCAAUGAGAAUAUAUCCACGGUUAAAAAUUGAAAUCCAAAAAUAAAACACAGUAUGUUACCCUCCCCUUCAAUGAUGUCAAAAAUUGUUUUGACUCCCUUUCAAAUUGCAAGAAUGAGGGAGCUACAUAUGUCUUGUGGGAGAGAUACAAACAUCCUGUAGCAUAAGCCUUAUAUAAAACCUGACCACUUUCCCAAGAGGUAAUACAGAGUGUAUUUGGAAGAGAUGAGGUACUGAGUGAAACCAGGAAACAAGGCAGGGAUACCUUUUCCAAGACCAUGGCCUCUGGUGGAUACUACAGGUCAUCCUUCAGCAGUGUGCAUAGAUCACAUUUGAAGACGGUCUAUCUGGGAGUGGUCCAUCCUUCUCUCCCCCUGGUUAAUCCCAUCUGCCUCUGUUGGUAGAGAGUCUGCAGCAGAGGACAAGAAGUCAGUGUUUAUGACAAAAAUGGCAAGUAAAGCCCUCUCAAGGCUUUACAUGAAGUUUAUCAGGCCAGUAAACAAUUGUUGCUUCCCUAUAGUUUUUCUCCAUUGCAUGAUAACUUCCAAACUAAGUUUGGAAGUUGAUACAUCUAGGGUAACCAAAGCUUUGUUGCUAAUAAUGAAACUUGCUGGAACAUUUCAGUUAAUAUACUAAUAAGGCAGAAUAUUUGAAAAUCAAGCUCUUUUGGAAGACUUGGUACCUGUAACUACCAUAACCAGAAAUGAUAAAC
Messenger RNA from Talpa occidentalis (Iberian mole), 4307 nucleotides. RefSeq names its product homeobox and leucine zipper encoding (gene HOMEZ). Gene Ontology annotation, cellular component: nucleus. The coding region runs from base 109 to 1728 and encodes 539 amino acids. Gene Ontology annotation, molecular function: DNA binding; DNA-binding transcription factor activity, RNA polymerase II-specific. NCBI's taxonomy places the organism in Eukaryota, Metazoa, Chordata, Mammalia, Eulipotyphla, Talpidae. The transcript has 2 exons. Gene Ontology annotation, biological process: regulation of transcription by RNA polymerase II. The record is from RefSeq and is a predicted model, not a curated record.